AAUUGAUCAUUCGUUUUUGCUGUAAAGAAAGCUAAAAACAAACAACAGAGCCCACUCUUCUUCUUCUUCUUCUUCAUCAUCGUCCCUAACGAUCGUUAUAGUCAACACUUUUUUUGAUUCUCCUCUCUCUCUCUCUCUCUCCAAUUCAAUCUCCGCGUACGGUACGUCUCCGACUUUCUAUCCCUUCCCCACGUCUCUCUCCUCCCUUUCUCUUUUUUUUUUUCAUUUCAUUUUCCCUGUCCACGCGCCAUGUCUAGUUUAGGGCUAACGAACUGAUGAGAAAUUGUUGAAUUAUCGCAUUUGAUCUCUUUUUUUCUCCACGAUCGGUUCCCUCCUACCUGUUGAUUGAGCUCACCAAUCACCGAUUAGGAAACAACCUGGAGACGAAGAAGAGGAAGAGGAAGAAGAAAAAAAGAUGAUGAGUGAUCGGUCGGAGCUCAGAGUCCACCUACGGAGAUCGUUUGACAUUAUGAUCAAAACCUCCUACAGAUGGAUCUGCAAUCAUCCCUUCCUCCUCGGCUUCGUCGCGUUUUUGUACCUUCUCCACAGAACGUGUCCUCUUCUGUUCUCCGCCUUGGUGGUUGCAUCUCCCGUCUUGGUGUGCACUCUCGUUUUGCUUGGAACGAUUCUGAGUUUCGGAGAGCCGAACGUACCUGAGAUCGAGAAGGAGAAACCGGAGACUGUCUACGAGGCUGCUCCUUUCAGAACCGAGGUCUCGAGGGAUCCUUUUUCUACUGUUGUUGUUGAGAGAGGUGGUGGUGGUGGUGGGGAGAGUUUUAACGUGGAGAGGUUCCUGGGGAGGGAGAAAGAAGAAGAAGAUGUGGUUUUGGAUGGGAAGGAUGUUGCUGAUGGUUUAGUGGAGAAUCUUCUGAGUGAGGUUGAUGACGAUGGGAGACCUUUUGAUUAUAGGCCUUUGGUUGAUGAGACUCUUGAUGAGGUGAAACGUGGUGGUACUCAUGUGAGGUUUGAGGAGAGAGCUUUUGUUGUGGACGUGGAUAAGAAGAGAGAUGGGGUAAUUGGAACUGAACAAUCAUUAGAUGCAAUGAUGGACGAUUCAAAGGAAGAUCAGAUGGAUGUAUCUCCGGUUUCUCCUUGGAGACCGAUGAGGCACGAGGAGGACGAGGAUGAUGAUGCUGAUGACUCGCUGGACUCUGGUUCAGACGGUGCGGAAAGCUCUUCGCCUGAUCCUUCUAUGACUGACAUCAUCCCCAUGCUUGACGAGCUUCACCCGCUUUUACACACGGAGAAUCCAGGUCGUGGCGUUGCGGAUCUUGAUGGAUCGGAUGCGGCUUUAGAAGGGCCGCAUAGGAGUAGUAGUGAUGAAGGGAUGGAGUCUGAUGUUGACAGCGAAAGUAAUGGAGAGGAGGGAGAUAACGAGAACGAAGAGGAAGAGGAGGAGGAAGACGAGGAUGAAGAAGAGGAAGAGGAGGAGAAGAAGGAAGAGAAGGAUGAUGAAAGCAAAUCAGCUAUCAAGUGGACAGAGGCUGACCAGAAGAAUGUUAUGGAUCUUGGAACUCUCGAGCUCGAAAGAAACCAACGGUUGGAGAAUCUCAUCGCUAGGAGAAGAGCUCGCCACAAUAUGAGAAUGAUGGCUGAGAAGAAUCUGAUUGAUUUCGAUAGUGCUGAGAUUCCCGUUAAUAUGCCGCCAAUCUCAACUGCAAGGAAUCCAUUUGAUCUUCCGUAUGAUCCGUACGAUGAUAUGGACAUACCAGGCUCUGCUCCGUCCAUUAUGUUCGCUAGGAAGAAUCCAUUUGAUUCUCCAUUUGAUCCGAAUGAAGAAAAGACAGACGUCAAGGGUGACGGUUUCGAGGAAGAGUUAUCUUCUCAGCAACCGAAGGAUCAAGUGUUCAGAAGACAUGAGAGUUUUAGCGUUGGUCCAUCGAUGCUCGGAGGUCCCAGGCAUGAUAGGCUGCGUCCUUUCUUUGUGCUGGAAAGAUUAGCAAACGAGGGAACGAGCUAUUAUCCAUAUGAAAGGCAGCUCAGUGAAGUUAGUGAAUCAAAAGUCAGUUCUGUUCCUGAUACUGAAUCUGUGUGCACAAUCCUGGAGGAUGACGAAAAGAAGGUGGAUGAACAGGAUGCUGAUAGAGAUACAGAAAAGGCUUCUGACCGUGAUGAAGAAAAAAUGCAUUCCGCUUCUGACCAUGAUGAUGAAGAAAAGAGCCAUUCAGGUUCUGACCGUGAUGAAGAUAAAAGCCAUACGUCAGAAGAUUCCGAUUCUGAUGAACAAGGUGAUAGCAGGAAUCUUCAUCACGACGUGGCUGAGAUUGUACUGGGAAGUCCAGAGGCAAAUCAUGAGGAAUCAAACGUGACGGACGGAGAAACUUCUGAUAAGUCAAAACAUGAUAAUGAAGAGGAUUCCAGUGAUAGUGAUUCAUCCUUAUCAGAGACAGAAGAAGAGAUAGGGGAUGUUAGUGAGAAUGAAGCAACGAUGGUCUCUGAGCAGAAAGUUGAUCUUCAUGAAGAAUCAGAAGCUUCUUCUUUUGGAGGAUUAGAAAUCCAUGUUCCAAGAGGGGUGGAUGAUGAUGAUUAUCACCAUGAUCAUGAUGUAGCGCCUGCUUUCAUUACUGCACGCCCCUCGCUGGAGGACUUAGCAGCUCAUGAUCUUAGUGUGGAUGACCACCACGUAGAACCUGUUUACGAUACGAGUCCUCGUUCUGGCAGUAGGUUCCCAUCGUUUUCUUCGGUGUCGUCUGAUUACAAACCGGAUCUACCUGAAAAGAGUGUGGAAGAAGUACAGGAAAAUGCAGACAAUGAAGGUGAAAAUGCGGAAAUUCAUUCCACUCCUGAUGAGACUGAGAGAAGUACAAGGGAAGUAGGAGAGAGUAGCUCACAUGUUACAGGAGAGGCAAACCUUCACACCGGGGAGGUUGGCGGAGUUGAAGGUCACGAAGAUCUGCAUGAGGAAGUAAAAGAAGUAUCUUCAGGGAUGCUUGAACAACAUCUCCCAGUUGAGCAUACAAGUUCACCUGAUGUGGUACAAGACAUAGCUGAAACUUCAGUUAACAGAUCAGUAUCUGAAGGGAUAAUGCACGAGGAACAGGAUAAACAAAAGGCUGAAGCAAUUCUUCAAACAUUCAACGCAGACAUCCCAAUAGACAGUUACUCCACUUUGUCUUCUGGAGCAGUUGAGUAUGCUGAGACGCAUUCAUUUAAUGAUGAAGAUGUUCAGCAGUCGGAGCAAGAUUCAGUUCAGUCAUCAGUUUCUGAUGCCAAGGAAGAAACACACCCCAACCAAACUAUGGAUAUUGAAGUAGACUCUGUGAAUGCUAGUGUCCAAAAUGUGGGAUCCGAGGAAACGACUCCUUAUGAAUCAGAUAGAGAACUGACCUGGUCUGAUAAAUCUGUGGUCGAACAAUCAUCACCUGGACCUGGUGAAGAUCAAGCACCAGCUCGUGCAGCUCCUGUUAGUGUGGUAUUUUCCCGCAACAUCACUUUCCACGAGUAUCAUGAUGCUCCUGAGGAUACAGCCGAUUUAUCUUGUUUGACAUCUGACACAUCCUCAUCUCCAGCAGAGUCUCCUGAGUACAAAACACCUAUGGUUGGUGAAGGCUCAAGGGCGGAGUUCUUCCAAGAGACUGUUUACGACGAGCUUGACCAUGUGGUGGAGCGGUUAGAUCAGCUUACAGAUUUACAUGCAAUAUCUGAAACUCCUCCUGAAGUUAUCAACGAAGAGGCAGACGAGAUCAAAGAGAUUGAUGAAGGAUUGUUGUCUGAACUCGACACGAUUGGAGACUUCAGUGUUAAGGAAGUUGUGACAGAUUCUGAACCUGGGCCAUCUUCGAUAGGAUCAGAGACUGCCAACGAACUGACGGAAGCUCUGCCUGUUUUGGAAGCGAGAUCGGUUGAAGACAUAGAAUCUGCUUUCCAGCAGAUCAAUGAAGGAUCUGAGGUUGAGGAUGUUAUUCUUCCUAGUACCGUUCAAGACCAGUUGGCUCAAGAAAAUUAUGGAACCGAGUCAGAUUUGACAGUUGUGGAAGCUACAUCGAAGGAUGAUCUAGAUACUGCUAUGAACCAGGCUGUUGAAGAGAGCAUGGGCAAGCAGCCAAAGUCACCAGAGCCAGAAGGUGGGUCUGGAGAUGUCAAGAGUGCAGUAGAAACCGAAUCAUCAGGGUCUUCAGUUGAAGAAAGGUCUCUUGAUGAGACAAAUGUUCAUCUGAACAACACACCUGUGAAAGAAGAAAAGAAAGAGGAAGAGGAAAGUAGACUGAAAGAGGAGGGAACCACAUCCGAUGUAUCGUCUAUCGAAACUCGAUCACUGGAGGAAAUCCCAAAACCUUCUGAACCAAAAGAGGAGAUGGCCAUGGAAGUAAUCUCUGAAAGAGUGGUGAAUCCUACAGAAAAUGUAACAGUCAGUGAUGAAGUUGUGACUGAGGAAGCAAAAGCUGAGACCUCAAGCAAUGCUGAUGCGAUUGUACAGAGUCAUGAUUCCAAAGAAACUCCGGAAAUUUCAGGGGAAAGCAUUGCAGAGCAAAAAGAGAAGACAGAGAAGAAGAAGGACAAGAAGAAGAAGGACAAGAAGAAGAAGGAGAAGAAGAGUAAGUCCAAUUCUUCAAGCUCGAGCUCGAGCUCAAGCUCUAGUUCAAGUGACUCAGAUUGAAAGAUCGAAGGGUAACACAUCUGAACUCAAGUAAAUAUAUGUUUGUUACGUGGUAAUGAUAGGCACUUCUGGGUUUUGUGUUUUUCAUCAGACUGUGUGCUCUGUUUUAAGAGGGGCAAGAAGAAGCCGCUAAUCUUUUUUUUUUGUACCGAGUUUUCUCUUUUUUUGCUGGUUUUGUGUGUCUGCGUUUUCCUUCUCUCCUAUUUCAGCUUUCAUAUUUAUUGAUUCGAUUGAUUUGUAUCUCUUCAUCAGACUGUGUGCUCUGUUUUUGGUUUGUGACUUGAAAUAUGCAGCUCUAUAAAUUGGAUUGUAUUGAACAUGGGAAGUGAGAGCUGAGAAAGUGUAUUGCUGUUUGGAUUUUUCUUUGAACGUGUUGAGUUUGAGUUGCUAGUAGUGUAAGCACUGUAAUCUAUAAGAAUGGACUCUUACCUACUACCUAACAAGGGUUUGGCUUUUCGUUUUCA
Messenger RNA from Brassica napus (rape), 5061 nucleotides. RefSeq names its product protein IWS1 homolog. Lineage: Eukaryota; Viridiplantae; Streptophyta; Magnoliopsida; Brassicales; Brassicaceae. The transcript has 3 exons. The record is from RefSeq and is a predicted model, not a curated record. Bases 416 to 4597 code for a protein of 1393 amino acids.